AUCUGAUCGACUAAAAAGUCAAGAAGUAUUAGACUUUACAUGUUAGGUUAUACUUAUACAUACAUAUUAAAUAUAUGUGCAUAUAAUAUAUGGGUUUUUCUUUCCUUCUUCAUUUAUGAAACGCAAAAAACAUUAUUCCCCUCUGUGGUCUCUCUCUCACGAGCAUCGUUUCUUCAUCGAUCUCAUAGUUACCGGCGUUGUUUUGAGGCCACUACCGUCGUCUCUCUCCGUAAUCGUCUCCAACAUCAUCAUCUUCUCAAUUUCGAAGCAUUUUAUUCUCUAAUAGGUAAAGUUAUGUAAUUUUCGUUUACAAACAAUGUUGAAAUUGUAGAAGUUGGAAUUUAGAAACUGCUUUUUAUCAAUUCAUUAGCUUUUGUAGUAUAGUCAAUGGUGGAUUCAUUAGCUUUUGACUCAAGAUAUAAAGCUUAUUAUAUAUUGCAUACCAAGUGUUCGAUGAUAUGCCUAAAUGAAUUCUGUCCACAAAACUCUUUGAUUUUGUGUUUAGUUUCAGAGAAAUAUGUAUUGCUUGUGAUUCUAAAUAGUAGAGUUUCAGUCAAUUCUGAUUGCUUGUUGGAAAAUGUAAUCGAAAAUGGAAAGGCUGCAGGAUUUGGUCCCUUAAAAGAUGGUUUCUUGUUUGAAACCUCAACUGGUUUAUCAAGAAUGUGAGUUUCAGUCUUGUUCCUUUCUUUGUCAAAUAAAGUGAGGAGAGGAGAGUCAAGAAAUCGACUUCAAUCUCUUUGUCAAUUGCUCAGUGCUCUCUCUAUAUCUGGGUUCGUGUUCGUCUGGAAGAGACCUGGAAAAACAAUUCAGGAAGACGAUUAGUUGUGUUCGUGUUCGUCCCUAAUCCCUAAAGGACUCAGGAAUGAAUCUUUCUCCGUUCAAGAGAGAUAUCGAUGAGCUGAUAGACGAGUUUGUGGAGGAUGAUUUGACAACCUUUGCUGAUAUGAAGAGUGUCUGGCUAUCUAGAAAGUUUUCUCAUAUAUAUGAAGCUAGUCCUAACAGCAACCUAGCCUUUUUCAUGCAGUCACUAUAUGUUCAUACCAUUGGUCACAUGGUUAGUAUUGAUUCUUUUUCACGGAGACUUGGAGGUCUUUACUGUCUCUAUUGCCUUCAUGAGAUCCAACCCUUUAAACCCAAGUUCAGAAUCUAUAUCUCACUUCAAGAGCUUGGGAAAUUUAGGGAUCUUGUAGUUGAGGCAAAAGAUAAAGGUGUAGAGAUAGCUGCUGCUGUGGCAAAAAAAAUGCUUGAUGAGAACAUGUUAAUAUUUGGAGCUGUGGAUGAGACAUCUGCAACCAAGACAAUUCAUCAAUUAACCGAGCUACAGAACGCACGUGUGCGGUUUGCCUAUGAGAAGUUAAUCUGUGACACUAGUAUUAACCAAUUUAUUCAUUUGGAUAUGGGUAAGGAAGUUGAUCUGAAUUCCCUAGAUAAAAUGUCUAUAGAAUAUGCAGAGGCCAAGAAGCGUGCAGUCGAAGGUGCAGGAGAAAUAAUGGAGAUUGAUGACAUAAAGCAUAUAUCAGAAGAGAAAGAGUUGAUGGGAGAGAGAAUGGAGAAAUUGAAAGAGGAAUGGGAUUCACAAAGACUUUACUUUUAUGAACAAACCAAGCUUGAUGGUUUUACUACGACACCAAAACAGUUGACAAAUGUGGAACAUGAUGAAGAUGAUGGGUUUGAUGAGCUUGAUCGCUUACUUUCUCAAAGCUAGUGUUGCCAUUGCAAUCACUGAUCGAUAUCAGAGUCAGGUUUGUAGGAGAGAGCUACACACACACUCUCACAAAAUCAAGAGAGCAUGUUUGAUUAGGAGAAUAUAUUGGUUAGUAAAUUCUGUAUCUAACAAGGAGAUUAAGAAAAUUUUAAUUACGGUUUUUCUUACGAUUGGAAAUUAUGUAGUUUGUCAUAUUCUCAGAGUAUAUGUGAUUUGAUAAUCUUAAGACAUCCAUCAAGAUUAGUGAGUUUUUUACGAGCUUACAUAUAUUUUAUAGACC
Arabidopsis thaliana (thale cress) is the source of this 1985-nucleotide messenger RNA. Its product is annotated as Small nuclear RNA activating complex (SNAPc), subunit SNAP43 protein. The transcript is spliced from 8 exons. NCBI's taxonomy places the organism in Eukaryota, Viridiplantae, Streptophyta, Magnoliopsida, Brassicales, Brassicaceae. Bases 863 to 1705 code for a protein of 280 amino acids. The record is from RefSeq and is marked reviewed.